Messenger RNA from Lactuca virosa, 516 nucleotides. The record is from the annotation of a GenBank genome assembly. NCBI's taxonomy places the organism in Eukaryota, Viridiplantae, Streptophyta, Magnoliopsida, Asterales, Asteraceae.
AUGUCGAUUCCCCAAUCUGUGAAGGAUGCGAUUCCAUCUGAAGGAAUAUUGGGAUCGAAACCUGUGGUUUCUGAUCCUAAAGCUAUUCCGACUUUGUCCUCUGUGAAAUUAGCGAACUCUUCUGCUGCGAUUGAGAGUCCUGUGAAAUCGGCGAGUCCUUAUAAUUCUUCCUAUGUUCAUGAGAAGGUCGAGAGUGCUCCUGUUAUUAUUAAUGAUGAUGUUAUGAAAGAUUCUCUGAAUGGUGAUAGCAAUCUGGAUGGGGAAUCUGGUUCUGAAUUGAAGAUGGAACAGGGGGCUAAUUUUCUGAAUCUGAAAUGGGAUAAGGAGCCUAUGAAUGUGGAUAAUUUUUCAAAACCAACUAUGUCUCCAGCAGCCAAAUUGGUCAGUGAUUUUAACAAGAAGUCUUAUGCUAGAAUGGUUGAAUCUACUAGCUCUGUGGUUGAUCUUAACAUCAAAGUUAUUCCUAAAGUGGAUGGAAAGCCUAAUGGCAAAGUUGAGCUUCCUUAUGCAGAUUGA